UACAAGGCGACCAAACAUUUUUCACUCAAACACCAUGAAUUCUAAAGCUUAUUUCUUGCUCAUCUCUAUUAUAUCAUUAGUCUUGACUCCUUCAAGAGCUCAAGAAAGAGCACCUCAUGGUCUAGCUUAUGAAAACCCAAUUGCAUUUUCACCUUCAGCGGUUGAAUUUUUCCAUCCAGCAACACAACAACCAACCAAUGUGAAAAAUCCAUGUUCUGCUCACUCAUCAUCUGGCUGCUCGCCGUUGCCUCUCGCAGCUCAAGUUGAAGCUAUGUCGACUGCUCAGCAGAAAGGUGGCAGUACUCGACUCGGACCAGGCGGCAUUGCGGGUAUUGUGAUUGGUUUGGCAUUUGCGGUGUUUCUUGCGAUGGGAGGUUUUUAUGUCUUCGUCACUCGUCGAGCUAAUGAGAAUCGAGCUAACUCUGUUCGACCCGAUGCUUGAAGAUGUUAUUGCAGUAGGGUUAGUGAUUUUGAACAACUAGUUGUGCUAUUAUGGUGUAUCAAAUGUGCUUGUAAUUUUGGUUUCAGAUAUGUAUUUAUGCUUUGUUAGUGCA
Messenger RNA from Mercurialis annua (annual mercury), 554 nucleotides. RefSeq lists its product as uncharacterized. NCBI's taxonomy places the organism in Eukaryota, Viridiplantae, Streptophyta, Magnoliopsida, Malpighiales, Euphorbiaceae. The transcript has a single exon. The coding region runs from base 35 to 442 and encodes 135 amino acids. The record is from RefSeq and is a predicted model, not a curated record.